Messenger RNA from Maudiozyma saulgeensis, 1485 nucleotides. Lineage: Eukaryota; Fungi; Ascomycota; Saccharomycetes; Saccharomycetales; Saccharomycetaceae. The record is from the annotation of a GenBank genome assembly.
AUGUACGAAGAACAUACAGAACUAGCAAAAAAUGAAGCACCUAAGCAUAUUAAAUUACCUAGAGAAGAUAUUACACCAGAAUUUAUAGCUUGGGUUCGUGAACGAAGAGCUAUAGAAAGACGUAAAAGAGAACGUCAAUUGAAAUUCGAUCCAAAAUAUGAUUUUAUUAAACGAGAGCUAUUAGAAAUUCCUCAUCCUGUGGAUGAAGAAUUAUCAUUGAAUGAUACAAACUCUAUUAAUGUUAAGAUCAUGACUUAUAAUAUUCUUGCGCAGUCACUGAUUCGUAGAGAAUUAUUCCCAGAGGCCCAUGAUGCGAUCAGGUGGUCAAAUCGUUCUAGGACAUUUAUUAAUUUAUUCAGAUUUUAUGACGCAGAUGUGAUAUGUAUGCAAGAGGUAGAUAUUCAACAAUGGGAGAAAUUUUGGGUUCCACAAAUGCAAGAAUUGGGAUAUGAAGGUCGAUUCUUUAGGGGCACACGGACAAAAGUUCAUGGAGUAGCUAUAUUUUGGAAAGUUGAAAUGUUUGAUUGCGCUGAUAAAUUAGAGAUCAAUUUAGACAAUAAAAUUGAUUUACCAAAUGAGGUUUAUGGGGUUUCAACUACACGAACAAAGACUAGAAAUGCGGCAUUGAUUCUUGCAUUGCAGUUUAGACAUAAAAGGGGUAAAAGAAAAGGGAUUCUCAUUGGAACAACUCAUCUAUUCUGGCACCCAUUUGGUACAUUUGAGAGAGUAAGGCAACUAUACUUAAUUUUAGAAAAUUAUAAAAAGUUUAUUGUUAGAAUGAAUGGUAAUACUACAGAAACUACAUGGCUACCAUUUCUAACUGGUGAUUUCAAUUCUCAACCCAGCGAUUCGCCAUAUUUAGCACUUACUUCAAAACCGACUGAUUUUAAAGGCCAACAAAGAGCCAUCUUAGAGUGUAGUGCAACUUAUAGGUACUCUAAAAGAAGAAAUGGAACUUUACAACAUGAGAGUGAGAGUGAGAGUGAGAGUGAUGAGCAUGAGGAUGAGAAUGAGCACGAGGACGAAGAAGGUGAAAAUAUUAUGCAAUCAAAUCCCACUGAUGCAAGACCAAAAAUAUUCCAUGCCAAUGAGGAACAAAGGAAGUCAGUAAAUGAACUACAAAAGAUCUACAAUAUGCUAGACUUGAAAGCAACGUCAUUAUACAGUUUAGGUUACCGCUAUGUGCAUCCGGCUAAUACAGUCUUUGAAAAUAUGCAUAAUGGUGAACCAGAAAUGUCACAAAGUGCAAUAAAUUGGACCGGUUUAUUAGAUUAUAUAUUUUUUAUUGAUAAAUGGGACGGUUCCGUGUUGGGAAAUACAAGCGACAUUGGAAUACAUCGUUUUGAGGAAAAGAAUUUAUUCCGCAUCAACGCUUUACUGCGUAUGCCACGUAAGGAUGAAAUGCCUAAACAUGUACAACCUCAUAUGUCAGAGUUCCCUAGUGAUCAUUUAUCAAUGAUAUGUGAUUUACAGAUUAAAUUAUAG